CGUGCCGCCACACGCGCACCGGCAGCGCUGUGAUCGAUGUCCGCACCGCACACAGUAGUCUAAUUGCACUCCCAGCCGUUGCCUACAUGCACCCAUCCUUCCGCUGUGCCCUUCCUCGGCUGCUCCCAAUCCGAUCGCCCGCAACGCGCCCCAUCCCUACUCGCGCCCACUGCGACGCCCGUCGUCCGCCCUGUACCAGCCUCUCGUCUCGCCGUGCUCCAUUUCAAGCCACGCCCGUUGCCUCGAGCUUUCCGGACAACUCGGCAGGAUGCGUCGACAGGGAUCCCUCUCGUCACCACUAGCGUCGACUCGGCUGUUUAACCCUCUUCGGCCGUUCUUGGUGCAUUUUUACACAUGCAGACAACUAAACACAGCCGCUGCUAUUAUGCAGCCGUCCUGCACACUCGAAACAAACUGCCCACAGUCCAGAGCCCCGCCGUACUCUGGUUCGCUACCAUUCAGCUCUCGUAUUGGCCCUACGCGCCGCUGCGCAAGGGGCAGCGUCUGAGGCUCAUACCGAACUGCCUGCGUACCGUACUUGCCUGGGCGACGUGGGGACAAGGCUUACACGCACACACCACCAUCGUCGCAGCAACUACCAAGUGCGAUGGCCCUCGCUGUGUCGCCCGCUGUCAGCUAUUCUGGGGUAAGGCAUGCACCGCACUGACACGCACCGUGUCGAAUCAAAACAUUGUGUGCUUGAACACAACAUGUCCCUCGUUGGCAGCCUGCAGCCAUGCCGACGCAGUGGAGGUGCUACUGCAAUGCCACUCAUACGUACCAGGUCACGGUUCCCGGCCUGCAGCUAGGUUGACUCAUUCAUGCAUGGCAUACAUCUCCAUCCUCACCUUUUCGAAACAAUGCUCACCGUCCUCGUGACAACUCAGAGCUGCCCGGAAGAUUGCAAUGCAUCAAGUCCGUCC
Molecule: messenger RNA, 923 nt
Organism: Boeremia exigua
Lineage: Eukaryota; Fungi; Ascomycota; Dothideomycetes; Pleosporales; Didymellaceae
Exons: 1
Coding region: 355-879 (174 amino acids)
Source: RefSeq, a predicted model, not a curated record